This is a messenger RNA of Opisthorchis viverrini, 153 nucleotides long. RefSeq lists its product as hypothetical. The record is from RefSeq and is a predicted model, not a curated record. Lineage: Eukaryota; Metazoa; Platyhelminthes; Trematoda; Opisthorchiida; Opisthorchiidae. The annotation marks the transcript as partial. The transcript has a single exon.
GAAGAUGCAGUGCCGCUGAUUGAAACCAAUGAUCCAACGCCACUGGAAGAAGAGGCCGUCCGGGCGGCAAAAGAAGCAAGACGGUUGGCUCGAGAGGCCAGAGCAGAAGAGGCCGAAGAAGAAGCCGAACCGGAGGAGGAAGAUGAGGAUUAA